AAACCAAAGUGGGGCAAUGAGACAAGCUGCGCCACAGCUGGCAAAUCAUCGAUUUGAGCAUCAGAAACGGGGAGGGGCGGUUCGUUUACCUGCCACCCUCUCAAAGCAGCCCUCCUCACAUGCCGCCACUCUCCUCUCCUCUACUUCACCUCCGAUGCCCGCAGCGCACGGUUGCUCACAUUUCUGCGCUCCAUCCGCCGUGUGCGCUCCCCCAAACUUCAACCUCCGCCAGCGCGGUUUCUUCAAGACGACUCCCCUCCCCUCCCUCUCCUCAUCCGCAGGACUUUUGACUUUUUUUAUUCAAAAAAAACCAGUUUUUCCUCCCACAGAAGCAGUUGCCUAUUUUUGGAUCUCUCGUCGUGGAGCAGUGAGAAGAGGUUGCUCAACUUUUGAUGGAAAACAAGAGGUCGGGCGACUGCUGACUUUAAAGGUGAUAGUGAGCAGAGGUGCUGAGCAUGAUGGACCAUCUCAGCGAGACGUGUUUGGGCAAGGAGAACUCUGACCUGGUCAACAGCAUGGCAGAGGCCAAGGCCCCGCCGGCCAAGCUGCCCCGGCUGGAGCAGAACGGCAGCCCCCUGGGCCGGGCCAGGCUGGGCAGCACCGGGGCAAAACUCGCCGGGGUCCCGUACAAACCCACCGGACACCUGCUGAAGACCUGCCACAAGAGAGGCAACAUGCUGCCUGUGUUCUGCGUGGUCGAGCACUACGAGAAUCCCAUGGAUUUUGACAGCAAGGAGGAGCACGCCGAGUUCGUCCUGGUGCGCAAGGACAUGCUCUUCAACCAGCUCAUCGAGAUGGCCCUGCUGUCGCUGGGCUACUCCCACAGCUCAGCGGCCCAGGCCAAAGGUAUGAUUCAGGUGGGGAAGUGGAACCCCGUCCCCCUGUCAUACGUGACAGACGCACCGGACGCUACGGUGGCUGACAUGCUGCAGGACGUCUACCACGUGGUCACGCUUAAGAUCCAGCUGCACAGAAAUCUAGCCAGUAACACCUUAAAUUGUUUCGCCGAGCACAACGAGCCAGGAAGUUGUCCUAAGCUGGAGGACCUGCCGCCCGAGCAAUGGAGCCACUCUACAGUAAGAAACGCCCUCAAGGAGUUACUCAAAGACAUGAAUCAGAGCUCUCUGGCUAAAGAAUGUCCCUUAUCACAGAGUAUGAUUUCCUCCAUUGUGAACAGCACUUACUAUGCAAAUGUGUCGGCGGCGAAGUGUCAGGAAUUUGGGCGCUGGUAUAAACAUUUCAAGAAGACAAAAGAUAUGAUGGGCAUGCGCCAACCCUCCCAGCUGGAGGGCUACCUGGGGACGUGUGUCCUCCGUGAGAGCCCGCGUGCCAAUGCACUAGCAGAGAUGGAUGGCCUGUCCGACCUCUCUCCACCCGGCUCUAAUCACAGCCACAACCACAACCACAACCACCUGGGCUUCUCCCAGCAGCAGCAGCCCAUUCCCGGCAGCACAGCAGAGCAGACCCCCUCCUCACCGGUGCCCCCGCUGCCCCACGCUCCGCCGCCACACGGCGGUCAGACCGGCGGCCGACAGCCCCAGCUCCCCGGUCUGCACCACCCGGGCCUGGUGUCCACGCCCAUCAGUCCCCAGCUGGUCAACCAGCAGCUCGUGAUGGCACAGAUCCUCAACCAGCAGUACGCAGUAAACCGGCUGCUGGCGCAGCAGUCCCUGUCGCAGCAGUACCUCAACCACCCCCCUGUCAACCGCAACUCCCACAGCAAGCCCAUGGAGCCGCAGGUGGCGUCGAACACGGAGGUGUCUGUCGAGAUUUACCAGUGGGUGAGGGACGAGCUGAAGCGGGCCGGCAUCUCGCAGGCCGUCUUCGCGCGUGUGGCCUUCAACAGAACCCAGGGCUUGCUGUCUGAGAUUCUACGCAAAGAGGAAGACCCCAAAACAGCAUCUCAGUCGCUGCUGGUCAACCUGCGUGCCAUGCAGAACUUCCUGCAGCUGCCGGAGGCCGAGCGCGACCGCAUCUAUCAGGAGGAGAGGGAGCGCAGUCUCACAGCAGCCUCGGCGAUGGGCGCCGCUCCACUCAUCAGCACUCCACCUAACCGACCUGUACAGCCCCGGAGGGAAGACUGUAACAGCGUAAGGCCCGAGGACUGGAAUCCCAGAAUCCCCGUGGGCAUUUCCCCUGUCAAACCGUCGCCUCUGCCCAGCGAGUGGAACGGCAAAACCGAGAGCUGCAUCCUCAACAUCAACUCCACCAUCUACGACGAGAUCCAGCAGGAGAUGAAGAGGGCUAAAGUUUCCCAGGCCCUGUUCGCAAAGGUGGCCGCCUCCAAGAGCCAGGGUUGGCUCUGUGAGCUGCUGCGCUGGAAGGAGGACCCGUCUCCGGAGAACCGGACGCUGUGGGAGAACCUCUCCAUGAUCCGCCGCUUCCUGAGCCUCUCUCAGGUGGAGCGCGACGCCAUCUACGAGCAGGAGAGCAGCGCCGGGCAGCAGCAGCACCACAACGAGCGGCCGACGCACCUGAUGCACAUCUCCACUGACCAGCUACAGGCUCAGCCGCCCCAGUCACAGCAGCCCUCCCUGUCCCUCCAGCACCCCUCCCAACCCCUUUUGUCCCAGCAGCCCUUGCAGCAACUGCAGCCCACCACCGGGCCCCGGUUGCCGCCUCGCCAGCCUUCCACCGCCUCUCCAGCUGAGACGGAGGAUGAGAGCAGCCGCGGAGGGAGCAUCAAGUCCCGCACCUGCGGGGGGAAGAUCUCCCUGGAGGCUCUGGGCAUCCUGCAGAGCUUCAUCCAGGACGUGGGCCUGUACCCGGACGAGGAGGCCAUCCACACCCUGUCGGCCCAGCUGGACCUGCCCAAGCUCACCAUCAUCAAGUUCUUCCAGAACCAGCGCUUCUACAUCAAUCACCCCGCCAAGGCGCCCAAGGAGCCCAGCAACAACAACAACAGCAGCGGCAGCACCGCCGCCACCACCAACACCAACACCAGCAGCAGCAGCAGCAGCAGCAGCCCGGCCUUCGAGGAGGAGCUGACGGACUUCAGGGAGAGCGGGGAGCUGCUGAAGGAGCUGGACGAGAGCACGCAGACCAACAGCACCAUCUUCUCCAUCAAGAUCGAGGAGCAGCUGGCCCGAGGCGCCGAGGCCCAGUCGGAGUCAGAGCACGAGGCCAAGGAGUAGGACUCUUCCCCCGAGAGUUUUCUUGUGCACACACGCAGACUGAUGAGUGUGCUAAAUGUAAACGCUCCGGCCGUCACAGAACCACCGCACUGCAAACACAGAAGAGUCGUGUUUUUAAUCAGCGUCUGGACUAUAUGAGGAGUGUUUAUAUAUAUCAGACUGACAGGCUAUGUGAAGUGUUCACACACUGGAAAAGCCCAUUUCAGACUACUUUUUGGAUUUUGUAAAACUUGUAUUAUUCACUGUAAAGACUGAUGCAUCAUUUAAAUAAUCUGCACAAAAAAUUAUUCUAAGUAUGUUGCCGUGGAUAUUUGCUGACUGCACUCUAUGUCUGUUGUUUUACACUGACUUACUUUAUCUUUUUUGAGCUACUGAUUAUAUUUAAAAAGAAAAAAAAAGUCCCCCUGGAGUUUGCUAGGACUUUGAUAGGUGUUUACGUAUGUGAUGUUUAACUGGAUUUUUUUUUUUUUUUAAAUAGCAAUUGAAAUCAAGGACCAAGUGGUUGACAAGGCCUUAAUUAUGAGGUAUCAAGUCUGGAGCCUGCUGGCAGAUUAGUUAUUCUUUUAAAAAGCGCAUAAUGUGAUUAUGGAUCACUCCAAACUCUGGAGCGCGAUCACCCAGCCCAGGUGAAUCUCCGAGAAUAGCUCAGUCUUUACAUAUUAUUUGUUAGGGAGGAAAUAUAAAUAUAUAUAUAUAGACAUUAUAUUGUAACUGUAAAAAAAAAAAAAAUACAGUCUUAAAGAAACUAUGCCAACAAAUGCCUUGUACUAUACGGCACUGCCGAUGUUAGAUUAUUUUGCAAAACCUUUGUCACUGUAACUCUCUGAAUUGCCACACAGUUAGAAAUGUGAAUUACACCAUGUUUAUGUUGUCCGACAUUAUUUAUUUGCAGUUCAUGCAGUGUUUCUGAUGUAAUUACUUUUUUUUAAAAGUUUAUGUUGCGUAGAGCUUUUU
Messenger RNA from Plectropomus leopardus (leopard coralgrouper), 4088 nucleotides. RefSeq names its product SATB homeobox 1b (gene satb1b). Gene Ontology annotation, biological process: chromatin remodeling; regulation of transcription by RNA polymerase II. Gene Ontology annotation, molecular function: RNA polymerase II cis-regulatory region sequence-specific DNA binding; DNA-binding transcription factor activity, RNA polymerase II-specific. Lineage: Eukaryota; Metazoa; Chordata; Actinopteri; Perciformes; Serranidae. The record is from RefSeq and is a predicted model, not a curated record.